Messenger RNA from Effrenium voratum, 525 nucleotides. The record is from the annotation of a GenBank genome assembly. NCBI's taxonomy places the organism in Eukaryota, Dinophyceae, Suessiales, Symbiodiniaceae.
AUGCCAAGCACUUUGUCGCACCUGGCCAGGCGGAAGCUACUGCUGUUGGUCUUGCUGGAAAGCUCCCGCAUGGGCGCCGGCUGGAACCUGAACUGGUCACGCUGCCGGAAUUUGGCGAAGGACGAGGUGCUGGAGGUGAACUGCCAGAGGCACGGAAGGAGCUUUUACGUCGUCCUGUACAGCCGCAACCAAAAACUGUCGGUGAACUCGAAUGACAUGGCGCUCACCUAUCCGGACUGUAUCCGGCUCUUCUACCCCCAGCUGGGGGGCUUCUUGUCGGCCAGCUGCUCCGAGAAGCGGGAGCCCAGGCUGAGGAGGUACAAGGGGAAGGCCGAGGAGCUGAGGGACAACGCCAAGGACAUUUGGAUCGUGCAGCCGGUUGCCGGGGUACAGCUGGAAAAGGCGGUGCAGUGGGCUACCACACCCGUCAUGCUGCGACACCUUGGGAGCAAGAAGCGGGGCCUCAGUGAAGCCGUGCUUCGGAGACGGGGGCGGAUGUUGGCUCCGGUGAAACCCGUGUCAUGA